AUGUAUCAUGAAAAGAAUUUGUAUGCUAUGAAUAACAAUGGUGGUAGAAAUUUUGCUUUACAACAUGGUAGAGAUCAAAAGGAUGCACGUUGGAUUUUGCCUUUAGAUGGAAAUUGUUUUUUUACACCCACAGGUAUGAAAGAGUUGAUAAAUCAAAUCAUGAAAGAAGAACACCAUUCUGUAAGGUUUGAUGAAGUUAUCAAAUCACAUUUGAUCAUUCCCAUGUCACGUUUAUUGGAUAACGAAGACCUUUCCAUAAACAAUACGUUCAUUAAAACAAAGAAUGAUGAUGAUUUGAUCAAGUUUAAGCCAAUCAGCAUUGAAGAACCUCAGAUUGGGUUUAGAUUCACUUCGAAUCAAACUUAUUCAAAUCGAAUGAGAUAUGGAAGAAGAUCAAAGUUAGAAUUCCUUUGGAGAUUAGGAGCCAUUUCAACCAAUCGAGAUCGGUUAAAACAAUCUAUACCAGAAUCUGAAGUAGAAGAAAUCGAAUUAAUUCAAGAAUCUAGCUUUGGUUCAAUCAAAAGAACUAAUUCUACACAUCUAUCAUCAUCAUCAUCAUCAUCAGACAUCGAUCAAGAUUUCUUUCAAGCUGGUUGGGUUCAUAGAUUAUUUUCCGGUCAUCGUAAACAAGAAGAACCUACUGAAUUAGCCAUGAGUAGAAGAUCAAUUAAAAGAAUGCAAGCCAUCAUUUAUUUUUUAAAUCAAUUAGAUCAAUUUAUUAAACGAUGA
Melampsora larici-populina 98AG31 is the source of this 729-nucleotide messenger RNA. RefSeq lists its product as uncharacterized. The coding region runs from base 1 to 729 and encodes 242 amino acids. The transcript is spliced from 2 exons. Lineage: Eukaryota; Fungi; Basidiomycota; Pucciniomycetes; Pucciniales; Melampsoraceae. The record is from RefSeq and is a predicted model, not a curated record.